GAAAGUGAAACCGAUCAGAACAGGCAGUAUCUGUUUUAGCAGCAAAGCUUUGUUUGCUACUGGCGAUUACUUCAUUUAUCACAUAACAGUACCGAGGGAAGAUGUGAGGAAACGAAACUUCGGCUCAGCCCCUAUUUUUUUCUCUCAACGAGCAGGCAAUCAGAGGCGAGCAAAGAAAUGACGUUCGGAAACCGGUUCGGAGAAUAAAAAGGAGGGCAGCAGAGACAGAGAGAGAGAGACACCCCAGGGAGACAGAGCCGAGAACCGGGUACUUCCAGUGGACGGACGGACGGACUUCUCGUUCACAUAUUGCAUCCAGAUCGUGGAGCCGGCGCGGAUAAAGCAGGUGGAAGACAAAGUGCUGAGAAAGGAGCCUUGGGAACGAGUCUGCUGUUUAACUUUCCUGAAGCGGAACCUCCAGCGAGGAUUUUUGACAACAUGAGACUCCAGGUGAAGUUUAUGACUGGUGAUGUUGUCUCACUUGAUAUCAACACUUCCAUCCAAGUGUCAGCUCUCAAGAUGAUGAUAUAUCAGAAGACCAAUGUGCCUGUUUACCAACAGCGUCUGGUGAUACAAAACGGGAACACGCAAGAGCUGAAGGAUGACAAGAGGCUGUCUGACUACUGCGUCCCUCCCAGUAACACUGUCAUUCUGAUCGUCAAGAAUGAGGAUCGCAUGCAGAUAUUCCUGCAGAAUGAUAAGGGAAAACUGUCUACAUACGAUGUUCUUCCCUCUGAGUCUGUUCGGGAGUUUAAACAACGUGUACAACGACAGGAGGGAGUCCCAGCCAAUCAGCAGCGCCUGAUGUAUGACGGGAAACAGCUGGAGGAUGGCCACUCACUCUCUGACUACAAUAUUCAGCCAGAGAGCACUAUCUUCCUCCUGCUGCGUCUGCGGGGUGGCUCACUGUGACAGCGCCAAUACUUGUCAAAAUCUACUGUUUUACUUUCCAAUUAUAAAAUUCCUAUACAGUAAGGGAUAACAGUUAGUAAGUUAAUGAUCUUUUGGCUGUCACUCUUGGUCUGUAUAGCACACAAAAGUGGGCUACUCCCUGCCCAUAUUCCUGAAGUGUAUAUGCAGACCAUAGCUAGCAGGUGCAAUCAGCAAGAGAUAUUCCAGGGCAAGGAGGGCAAAAAGAACGUGAAAAGGGAAGUGGCAAGUAUUUUUUAUUGAAUAAAUGUUGUCAAA
Molecule: messenger RNA, 1188 nt
Organism: Rhincodon typus (whale shark)
Lineage: Eukaryota; Metazoa; Chordata; Chondrichthyes; Orectolobiformes; Rhincodontidae
Product: polyubiquitin-like
Exons: 2
Coding region: 439-912 (157 amino acids)
Biological process (GO): protein ubiquitination; modification-dependent protein catabolic process
Cellular component (GO): nucleus; cytoplasm
Molecular function (GO): protein tag activity; ubiquitin protein ligase binding
Source: RefSeq, a predicted model, not a curated record